CCUUCUUACUGAGGCUGAGGCUGAAGUUUCUCCCUGAAAUAAGGAAGUUUUGUUUGGUUUUUGAAAUGUAUUAUUCGCCUCCUUUCAUUAUCCUCGAACGUCAUUAGUAACCGUCCAUUCGUCGCCGAGUAGAGCGCACUGUCCGUGGCCCUAGGGACGGAAGAGCGGUUCUCCAGUUCAUUUUUCCCCUCUUCAAGCCCAGCGACCGUUUUACCAAUGGCGUUGGAGACAGGAACCACUCGCUAGCCAGAAACGAGUUGAAUACAGAGAAUAAGAGGCUUUAAAACUGUUGAAGGAUAUGGGCCUCUAGGAAAGACAUACGGAACUCUGAAAAAACUGGCCGGGGAAGCUCUGACCUCUGCCAUUGGAACUACUGAAGACCACACCAGUGUAGCUGCCGUCCAGUGAUCAAGAAUCCUCUGCUCCUACGACCAGCUCUUAAGAUAUGUGAAGCUGCUGUCUAGAUACACAGUAACAUGGAAUCUCUGAUACUACUGCCUCUUAUCCCAGAGCUGAAGACAAGAUACUGAAAUGAGGCUACAGCAGAAAAUGGCAGAUAGCAGGAAGAUGACCUCCAUCUUCUCUGGAUAUUGAUAAUUGGUCCAACCUUUAUUCUCCAGAUCCCUGGAGUAGUUUUUUUAACCUGAAAAAUGUGUGUUUUUUUUUUCAUUUCCCAGUCUGUAAUAUAGAUAAGUAUGUGAGAAGGUGGGAAAAGAUACGAUGUUUCAAUCAACCAUAUCGCACACAUUUUAUUAUGAGACAUACAGGCACAGAUGAAAGUAAAUAUGCCUUAAACACUGCUGUUCGGAUAUACCAAGCAUCCAGACCAAGUUCAGACCAAUGGAAAAAAAGUGCAGCAAAAACUGAAUUGAAUGAAACUCAAAAGCAAGAAAUUAAAGAGGCCUUUGAUUUAUUCGAUGUUGAUGGGUCUGGAACCAUAGAUGUGAAAGAACUGAAGAUUGCAAUGCGGGCCUUAGGAUUUGAGCCAAAGAAAGAAGAAAUUAAAAAGAUGAUAGCUGAAACUGACAAAGAAGGAAUUGGCACCAUUAAUUUUGAAGAAUUUUUUGCCAUGAUGAGUGUAAAAAUGAGUGAAAAGGAUGAAAAAGAAGAAAUACUGAAGGCUUUCAAAUUAUUUGAUGAUGAUGAUACAGGAAGUAUAUCACUGAACAAUAUCAAGAGGGUUGCUAAGGAGCUAGGGGAAAAUUUAACAGAUGAUGAACUUCAGGAAAUGCUUGAUGAGGCUGAUCAUGAUGGGGAUGGAGAAAUAAACAAGGAAGAAUUUUUGAAAAUGAUGCAAAAGACCACUCUUUAUUAACACUGUCUUUUGUGCCUUCUGGAAAGUUGUUAACAAGUUUGUAUUUGCUGUAAGUUGCAUAAUAGCUGAAUAUAUUCAUUUUCAGUGUUUAAGUUUAUAUACAUAAACUGGUCUCUUGAUGUCUAAUCCAUGUGAGAAGUUACAUGUUGCUACCAAUAUGUUGUUAAAUCUAUAACAUCAAGAAAUAAAAUGUAGUGACUUCCUUAAACUAUGAAGAACAGUAUUAAUUAUAAGUGCUAUUUUUAGAGCCCCAGGUUCUAAAACUUAGAUUUUUUAUUUUACUUAUGGAAAUUGGCCCCACAUCAUAAGCCAGCCAUCACUUUCCCUAUUAUUUUCCUUUUGUGCAACUCUAAAAAAUGAACAUUUGCUUUUUAACGGAUUAUUCAGAUAUGUAAAGUCUUAAAUAAAACUGUCUGGCAGC
Messenger RNA from Cervus elaphus (red deer), 1736 nucleotides. RefSeq names its product centrin-4. The record is from RefSeq and is a predicted model, not a curated record. The coding region runs from base 755 to 1315 and encodes 186 amino acids. NCBI's taxonomy places the organism in Eukaryota, Metazoa, Chordata, Mammalia, Artiodactyla, Cervidae. The transcript is spliced from 5 exons. Gene Ontology annotation, molecular function: calcium ion binding. Gene Ontology annotation, biological process: mitotic cell cycle; centriole replication; nucleotide-excision repair. Gene Ontology annotation, cellular component: centriole; centrosome.